Biomphalaria glabrata is the source of this 3759-nucleotide messenger RNA. RefSeq names its product TLC domain-containing protein 4-B-like. Bases 259 to 1134 code for a protein of 291 amino acids. NCBI's taxonomy places the organism in Eukaryota, Metazoa, Mollusca, Gastropoda, Planorbidae. The transcript is spliced from 9 exons. The record is from RefSeq and is a predicted model, not a curated record. Gene Ontology annotation, biological process: lipid homeostasis. Gene Ontology annotation, cellular component: endoplasmic reticulum; membrane.
GCACGCAGACCAUAUGGGUCAUACACAGCACGAAUCAAAUAGAUACACUGUUAGAUCAGAUAAACUUCAUUACCGAUUGUAAGUAUUGCUGAGUGGCGUAACACUGCCGGCCAACUCAGUAAAACAGCUACGUUUCUAUUAGGAGGGUCACAGGUUUGACUGAAUAAAAUUGAUGUUCUACAAAUUUACAUCCCUUAUUGAUGAAUUCAUCAAAUCAUGUAUCUUUAGGACUGGGGGACAGAAAGUGAAAGACUGAAAAUGGGUCGUCGCCUAGACAACCUGUAUUUUGACACUACCUAUUAUCCAGUGGCAGCAUUCAGUUGUGCUUUCUUUUUGUACUUGUAUAGGUAUGUUAGUCCAAAAUUAUCAUCAAAGAUAUGUACCAAAUAUAGCCUUCUGUCUGAUACUGAGCAAGUAGAUUGGAACAAUAGGAUUAACUCAACUGUGCACUCUGUUGUCGUGAGCUGCAUGUGUGCAUAUACAAUGAUUAACGAUGAUGAAAUUACUGAAAAUCCUAUUUGGUGGGAUUCCCCAUUGGUCAGAACAAGUUGUGCUAUUGUAGCUGGUUAUAUGACAUCAGAUGUUAUAAUCAUGACCAUCCACUAUAAGCAGAUUGGGGAAGUUUUCUAUGUGCUCCAUCAUGGUGCAUCAAUUUAUGCAUAUUAUUAUGUCAUGACCUAUGGAGUUUUACCUUACUUUGCCAAUUAUAGAUUAGUUGCUGAAUUUUCUACACCAUUUGUAAAUCAAAGGUGGUUUCUGUCACAGCUCGGUUAUGACAAAGCAAACCUUGUUUUUGUAUCCAAUGGUGUGGCCAUGGCAGUGACCUUCUUCAUUGUCCGCAUUGCAGUAAUGCCGUCCUAUUGGCACAGAGUUUACAGUGUCUACAACACCCCUGCAUUUAAUCGCCUGGGAUACAUUCAGCUGUGCUUGAUUAUCCCAUGCGUCAUCCUCGACAUCAUCAACAUUUACUGGUUCUAUAAAAUCUGUGUUGGGGCGUAUAAAAUUUGUUGCAUGUUUUUUGAGAAAGAAAAAUUUGAUGGUAAGAACUCAUCAGGGUCCAAGCUAAUCAGCAACACUUUUAAAACAAUAUUCACAAAGACAAAUCACCCAGUCAGUCAUAAACAUAUUGAUUAAAUUUACUGUGUUUUUUUUUUCUUUCUUUCUGUGAUUUUUUUAAAUUGACUUCAACAUAUUUUUAAUAUGUAUCCAUCUGCUUCAGUUUUAUGUGGAUGUUACAGCCAUACAGUGUAAGGGGCAGCAUGCUGCGCUAGUUGUGAAAUGGGUGGUCUGUCAGCACAAAUCUUCAGCUGAGCUUUGCAUUUAAAAAUCUUAGCUAAGAGUCCUAGUCAUGAAACCAGAAAGUAGACAAAAGGAAAACUUAAGGCUCAUACUUACAAAUUGGAACUAUAGAACUACAUAGAAAUAAACAGAAUUUUCUUAAAUUGGUAUCUUCAUAAGCAUUGUGCGUAUACAUACACUUUAAGGUACCAACAAAAUCGACUGUUUUUUUUUUUUUCCUGUACAACUUGAUUUAUGCUUCCAAUGAUUAAGAAAGUUCUGAAAGGCUCUGAUAGUUUAGUAUAAAUCUUUCAUUUACACACUAAUUGUAUAUAUAAAUAUAUAAAAGAAGAACCAAAAAGCUUAUACAAGUAAUUCUGCUAUUCAGUUUCUGUACACUUUACAAUAUUUUUUUUUUGUUACCCAUUGAAAACUCUAACAGUAAACACAUUGAGCACACUCUGUGUGUAGCAUGCUCAUUUAUCAAUAUAAACAAUACUUAUAAAAUAUGUUCAGUUCAAAUGAAUCUUUAUGUUGACCCUUUGCUGGUGGCUCAUUGUUGUUAUCAAAUUGAGUCUAGAAUAAUGUCUUUGAAAAUUAGGCAUGACAAGAAUAUAGUAACUUCAGUAGAAGCCAAUAAACAUUAUUAUUACAAUAUUCAGAUAUGGUAUUCUAUGUUCUUUCAGUUGUUUUAUUUAGCGUUGAACUUUUUGUAGAUGACUUGCUUUCAAAAACUGGUUUAUUAUUUCAUUGCUAUUACAGCCAUCUUAUUUACAGUUCAAGUAUGAAUUUUUUUUUCUUGUUUAAUAAUUUAAGAACAGGACCAAUUAGGGUUAUUAGGCCAUGAGAUCUCAUUUAUAUUUAUCAGUGCAAAGGAAUUAUUUCUCAAGCCAAUGAAACAUUGAAGAUUAGGGAAGAGUGCAUUAUUUUACCAUGUCUAUAACUUUCUUGUAUUCAGUUUUAAAUCUAUUUAAAAUCUUACAGCUGAAUGCUUUAUUUAUUAUUGUUUUCUUUAAUGAAAAAAAUACUAAAUUCUAAAAAAUGUGUGGCAUUAAUAACAUUUAAAAAUUUGUUUUUUUGUUUUGUUUUUUUUCUUCAAUACUAUUUCAUUUUGACAAGUUUGUGUCUGGUUUUUCUUACCAAAUUUGUAAACUUUUAAUCAUAAAUGUAUUUCUUUGUGGGGCCAAUUUUUUUUUGCUACUAUUAUGAAGCAGAGAAGAAAUAAAUAAAAAAUUCUUAUUUUAUAGUAUGUUGUGGUAUCCUAUAUCAAUACAUUUCUUACACAGAAUAUUGAUAUCAUUUGUUUGUGAUUAAAAAUUCAGCGUAGCAAGGAAAUUGCAUUUCAUUUUUGUAAGUUUUUGUUAUUUUACAACUUUUUAAAAAAAUAUUACUCUCUGUGACAUUAUAUUUCUUAUUAACAUAUUCAAUUUUAUCAUGUUUUGUUUUAAAAUUUUAGUUGCACUCUUGAACCACUGGAUAUUAAAUAUUAAUGUUCAUGUUGUUGUUAAGUUCUCUUUGUUGAGAUUGGCUUUGAGCUGUUUAACUUGAAAGAUUCAGUUAUAAACACAACUUCUGUGUAUACAGAAAAACCACCUUUUUUCCCCUCUCAAGACAACUAAACCAAGAUGGUAUCCCAGCAUCAGGCGCUCAAUCUUUGUUUUGAAAUUAACUUUUCAAUAUAGUAUGGCCUCCUACAGUCGCGAGGCGAGUAUGGAUUAUCUCAUGGAAAUGAGAUGAAUGUCUGGGUAUCGGAACAAUGUUGCCCACACCACAGUUUCCCCUUCUCCGUGCAGCUGAUGUAUCCAAAGGAACGGCUAGUGCCUAUACAGUUUGGUGUCACCAGCGUCGCAGGCUCUGGCAAGUUGUAGCACUGUGUGGUGCAAACUGAUUUAACAGCAUAACGGUUGCUAGAUCCUGAUUUUUGUUCAGAGUUGACUCCCAAAGCCUUUCCCCUGAUUGGGUAUAGCUGCAAGGCAGCAGAGGUUUGAAUUCAGUUUUCCUUCUCUUUUGGUGGGUAGCCAGCAAUUGUUAAAGAGACCCCUAUUGCCCAAAGCUUACUAGUUUAGGCGCAUGAUACUCGCCUUCACCCCUUUUCAAUACUAUGUCAAUGUAUCUCAAUUAAUUCAUCCAUUGAGCUGAGCAUCCAUGUUCUAAUUGGCUUUAAAAAAAAUGUAUUGUAAUGAUGGUCCACAAAACAGCUAAGAAAUCAGCUGUAUGUGCCAUCCCGUCACACAAUAUGCAUUGUCUUAAGGAUAUAAGUAGAAAUGAGUUACAUGAUUUUUUACUAUUUUGUGAGCCAUCAGAUUUCUGAUAUUUAUUGUAGAAGCAUAGCUGAGUCAAAUUUGUUCAGACCAAAAUGGGUUAGAAAGAUAAGAGGAAAAGUGAUAGAUCUGUGUUUAUAAUAAUUUAAAGGAAACUUACAAUAUCAAUCAAUGCAAUUUUAUUAGUGUCUUUAAUAAAUGUUACUGUAAUAAAAGCCAA